AUGGCUUCAUCAAUUGAGACCUUGAAAAUGAGCAGCCAUUUCCGAUCAAUCAGCUUGCCUUCUAGGAGCCACCCUCUCACAACCACUGUAGAGGAGCAUUUGUCUAGGCUCAGAUCAUCGCAAACAGUGUCCUGUUCCUCAUCAGCAUCCCAAAGUUUGGGAGAACUCGAGAACUUGUAUGAUUGCAUCGAUGACUUGCUUCAGUUGCCUCUCACACAACAGGUUCUUUCCCACUUGAGAAGUCUUGCCGAAGAGUCGUUGGAUGUUUCUCUCCAGCUGUUAGAUGUUUGCGUGAAUGUGAGAGAAGCUUUCUCACAGAUGAAGGAAUGUGUCCAGGAGCUCAAGUCUUCUUUCAGAAGAAAGAAAAGAGGAGAUUCCAGCUUCUACUUUGAAGUAGAAGCAUACAUCAACUCUAGAAAGAAGUUGAACAAAUUAAUCACCAAGUACUUGAGAAAUUUGAAGAAGAAAGGCCCUAAGAAGGGCUCUCUCAAUGAAGCUACCUUUAGCGUACUAACUGAAGCUGGAGAAAUCAGUCUUUCUGUAUUUGGGUCCCUCUUAGGUUUCCUUGCUGUGACAUGUGCGAGCACGAAGCCUAGAGGCUGGUCUAGAGUGUCAAAACUGCUGGAAGCUAAAAGCGUAUCAUGCGACGGAGGAGAGGAAACCAAUGAAGUGCAAGGCUUGGACGCCCUGUUGCUCUCCCUCAGAUCGAGCAAAGACAUCAAUAAUCAAGCAGGCAAUCUGUCAAAGCGAUUGGAGGAACUAGAGCCGAGCAUUCAAGAAAUUGAGGAUGACUUGGAAUGCAUUUUCAGGCGUCUAGUGAAAUUGAGGGUUUCCCUUCUCAACAUUGUUAACCACUAG
Molecule: messenger RNA, 858 nt
Organism: Syzygium oleosum
Lineage: Eukaryota; Viridiplantae; Streptophyta; Magnoliopsida; Myrtales; Myrtaceae
Exons: 1
Coding region: 1-858 (285 amino acids)
Biological process (GO): shoot system development; root development
Source: RefSeq, a predicted model, not a curated record